AGUCCCUUGCUGGAGUGCGGGCAACACUUCGCACAGGUUCUCUGGCUCACCUUGCCGGGACCUCUGAUGGCCGCAUUGCGCCGAAUGCUCCACGUGCCGGCGCUGGUGGCGGGGGCCCGCCGCGCACUGGCGGGUUCCCUGGCCAGUAGCUGCUUGGCAGACCGCUGCCUCUGGGAUCGGUUCCACGCCCAGCCACGUCUUGGUAGUGUCCCCACCUUCGACUGGUUCUUUGGAUAUGAGGAAGUCAAGGGGCUCCUACUGCCGCUGCUGCAGGAGGCACGGGAUGCCUGCCCACUGCGUGUGCUGGAUGUGGGUUGUGGGACCUCAAGCCUGUGCACAGGCCUGUACACCAAGUCCCCACACCCCGUGGAUGUGCUAGGGAUAGACUUCUCUCCUGUGGCUGUGGCCCACAUGAAUAGCCUCCUGGAAGGUGGCCAAGGCCAAGCACUCCUAUUCCCUGGGCACCCUGCCUCCCGCCUCCACUUCAUGCUGGCUGACGCCCAGAAUCUGGGGCCUGUGGCUUCCUCAGACUCCUUCCAGCUACUGCUGGAUAAAGGCACCUGGGAUGCUAUUGUCAGGGGUGGUCUGCCUGAGGCUUAUCAGCUGCUAUCAGAAUGCCUGAGGGUCCUAAGCCCCGGGGGGACCCUGAUUCAGUUCUCAGAUGAGGACCCUGAUGUGCGGCUGCCUUGCCUGGAGCAAGGGUCCCAUGGUUGGACUGUGACUGUGCAGAAGCUAGGCCCUUUCAGGGGCAUCACCUACUUUGCUUACUUGAUUCAAGGCUCUCAUUAAAGACAUUUUAGUCCC
This is a messenger RNA of Galeopterus variegatus (Sunda flying lemur), 804 nucleotides long. RefSeq names its product methyltransferase like 12 (gene CSKMT). The transcript has 2 exons. NCBI's taxonomy places the organism in Eukaryota, Metazoa, Chordata, Mammalia, Dermoptera, Cynocephalidae. The coding region runs from base 67 to 789 and encodes 240 amino acids. The record is from RefSeq and is a predicted model, not a curated record.